GCUCCCUCACUGUUGUUCUCACAACAGUGAGGGAGAGGAAGCAGAGGAAACAAUAGUGAGAGAUUGGAUAAUAUCUUAGUACAAACAGCUGAAGCCCUCUAAAAUCAAAAUGAAGGUUGCUAGCUUGAUGAUCCUUGGCAGCCUGUGUGCCAUCAAUGUAGCCCCUCAAACAGUCACAGAGGUGUCUGUUCUUAACAGUCCACAACCAAUGGAAGCCCGGUCCCGCUUUGCGAUGCUGGAUGAUGUGCGUCUGCUGGCUAACGGCCUCCUCCAGCUGGGGCAGAGCUUGCGAGAGUUCGUACACAAGACCAAAGGGCAAAUCAACGACAUCUUCCAGAAGCUGAACAUUUUUGACCGCUCAUUUUACCAGCUCUCAGUCGUGACCAGCGAGAUCAAAGAGGAGGAAGAGAAACUCAAGGAAACCACCACCUUUCUGAAGACCAAUAAUGAGGAAAUCCGCAAUUUGUCGCUGGAGAUCAACUCCAAGAUCAACAGCAUUCUGCAGGAGCGCAGUAACCUGCAGAGUAAAGUGGGCAGUCUGGAGGAGAAGUUGAAGGACCUGUCGCAGAGCAUGAUGCCUCUAGAGCAGCUCCAAGAGAUAACCACACUGAAGGAUGUAAUCGACUCUCAGGAGAAGACCAUCAAAGACCUGCUAAUGUCAGUGCGAGAGCAGCAUGAGCAGCUCAACUCUCAGAAAAUCAAAAUCAAGAGCUUGGAGGAAAAGCUUAAUUAUGACCCUUUCCAAGAAACAGCCGAAAAAACUUCAGACUCAAGUCCAGAAGCACCAGAACUUUUAGAGUACCUAACAAGUAACUCAACUGAAUCAACUAUGGACACAAAUGACUUUCCCACAGACUGCAGUGAAGUGUUCAAUAGAGGCCAGAGGAACAGUGGAGUUUACCCAAUCAAGCCCAAUCAAUCAGAGCCAUUCAACGUCUACUGCGAUAUCAGCUCAGAUGGGGCAGCUACUGUCAUUCAGCGCAGAGUGGACGGUUCUGUAGAUUUUGAUCAGAACUGGGACAAAUAUGAGCUUGGAUUUGGAAAUUUGGAAAAAGAGUUUUGGCUGGGCUUGGCAAAAAUCUACUCCAUUGCCAGACAGGGCGACUAUAUUCUAAACAUUCAGCUAGAGGACUGGAAAGAGGAGAAAAGAUCAAUUGAGUAUUUGUUCACUCUGGAUGGUCCCACAUCUCACUACACGAUCCAUCUGACACAUCUGUCUGGAAACCUGCCGGAUGCCAUGAGCAACCACACCGGCAUGAUGUUCUCCACCAAGGACAAGGACAAUGACAAUCAUGAAGAUUCCAAUUGUGCCCGUAACUACUCAGGUGGUUGGUGGUUUAACGCAUGUGGUGACACCAAUCUAAAUGGCCGGUACACCUGUAUGCGCUCAAGGAGUCGUUCUCUGCGCAGGAAAGGGAUCUACUGGAGACCUGGCAGGGGGAGCACUUAUACCCUCAAAUUUACAAAAAUCUCCAUUAGGCGAUCGUCCUAGCUUGAACCUGGUUGACUGGGCAACUCUUAAUCUAGGGGAAAAGGUCACACAGGCAGCGGUGACUCUGGCCAACAGAAGUUUCCCCAUUCUCCUACACUCAAUCCAAAAGUGCUGACGCUUCAUCAAAGAAUGAUGCAACUAGAGCAGGCCAUUAACCAGUGGCAGAUAUAAAGGAGACAUUGCAUGUGCUCAUAAUUUCUGAACAUUGUUCAUAGAGAUUACAGGCAUAGCUGAAUGCACUUCUGGAUUAAUAAUAGUAAAGUGUUGCAUGCUAUUAUGAAUUGUGAUACACUUUGAAACCACUCAUAUAAUAGUACAUUAAGUAACUAGAGAAAGCAAGCCAGUGAAUAGCAAUGCAUAUGUGCGUAAUAGUUUUCAGUGUCUUGCUUUUAUAUAGCAGUUUAACUUAAUACCGUAUUUAAGCAGUGUUCAUAUUUGCGCUACAUUAGUCAAGAACUGUGCUAUGAGUAGUAACUGUUUGCUCCGUUAUGUUACUGAGUCAUAUUGACUCCUGGCUACACACUGUGCAUACCCAACUGUACAGUAUUUUGUUUACAGACUUGUCCUCAUAAAUAUCUUGGUACAUCAUUUUUGUAACAAAAAUAAAGUGAAAUACUCAACAACCA
Messenger RNA from Pygocentrus nattereri (red-bellied piranha), 2118 nucleotides. It is a transcript of the gene angptl3, whose product is annotated as angiopoietin-like 3. NCBI's taxonomy places the organism in Eukaryota, Metazoa, Chordata, Actinopteri, Characiformes, Serrasalmidae. Bases 110 to 1492 code for a protein of 460 amino acids. Gene Ontology annotation, biological process: triglyceride homeostasis; phospholipid homeostasis; phospholipid catabolic process. The transcript has 7 exons. The record is from RefSeq and is a predicted model, not a curated record.